Messenger RNA from Diprion similis, 5924 nucleotides. RefSeq names its product neuroblastoma-amplified sequence-like. The transcript has 18 exons. Lineage: Eukaryota; Metazoa; Arthropoda; Insecta; Hymenoptera; Diprionidae. Gene Ontology annotation, cellular component: endoplasmic reticulum membrane; Dsl1/NZR complex. The coding region runs from base 66 to 5846 and encodes 1926 amino acids. Gene Ontology annotation, molecular function: SNARE binding. The record is from RefSeq and is a predicted model, not a curated record. Gene Ontology annotation, biological process: retrograde vesicle-mediated transport, Golgi to endoplasmic reticulum.
AUCUUUGACGUCCUUGACGUAAGCUAAACUAACCUCGAAAUUUAACUUUGCGGACUUGACAGCUGAUGGCUGUAGAACCGGAUCAAAACAUGGGUGAAGACGGCAUCGAGAAGUGUGAUGAGCAGUCGAUAUUAUACGAGCUGUUGGAGUAUUACGUGCGCAAACAAGAGCCAGAAUUAUCGAGAUGCAAAAACGACACCGCAGCUAUCCUGCCAGCUACAGGAACGAUAAAAAUUGCCCUGAGAUAUCUGAACAACAGAUACUCGUUGCCAGAGUCUAUAUCUCUGGAAAUUGGACUGACUUUGCAAUGGAAAUUUGCUGUCGGAGACAAAGGAAGUCUGCUUGCCAUCUUACAAGAUAAUUUGAUAGAGAUAAGAAAAUCCAAGGACGAGUACUCUUCUGUCGUCGGCAAAGCGUCAGUACCUAAAGAUGCCUUUCCGCAAUGGCGUAAAGUUGUGUGGAGCCCUGACUGUUCGCUACUCGUGGUUGCAUCGAGCAACGGCUAUUUGUCGUUCUACAAUUCUUUGGGAAACAAUGUGUUCAAUAUAAGUCCGAAGAACUUGUCCCAAAAUCCGAAUAUUCUGGAAGCUGGCGACGCUGUUGCUUCAAUGAUAUUCGUUAAAACAAGAGUCAAGAGUCUGAAAUGGGCCUAUGAAUUUCUUGUCAUCACUUACAGCGGACUAUUAAAGGCCUAUUACGUCUCAGCUACUGAAGCAUUCGAGGAAAGCCAUGAAUUUUCAUUCGGCAGCUUGUACAGAAAUGGCGUCAGUGCCGUUGCUUAUAAUGAAAGACACAAUUUACUCUUUGUUGCUGGGAGUAACAUCACGCAAAACUUGAAUACUAUCUCUUCAAAAUCUGGUCUAACAUCGUGGUGCAUUCUCAAUGAUUAUCCGUACUACAAGUUGUCAUUUGCAAACGAAGAGAACACUAGUGCAAAUUCAAGUUUUUCAAUUUGGAAUUAUUUGCCUACUUUGCGCUCCCAAAUCGAAUCUGUCAUAUUUAAAACCAGUAUAUCACCAACCGGAGAUCUGCUUGCCUGUUUACAUACCGACGGCUCAAUAACUAUAUGGAAUUUGCCAAGCUUAAGGCUCUACAAAAAGUGGGGCCCCAAUGAGCAGCCAGAUUCCGAUGCUCUGAAUCCCCUUGGUCUUGUUAAGUUGAGAAAAUUACCACCAGGAUUUUCUGAAUUUCAUCCUAUUGAUGUCAAUUGGUGGUCAAAUCAUUCUGUUAUAAUAGCAAGAUACUGCGGAUCCGUUUCCGUUUGUUCGAUCAAGAAUUUGCGCAACCUUCUAGGUGCGAGUCCAGAAUUUUUAUACGGACAGCCGCAAAUAUCCGAACUCUGCCCAGACCGUGGUUUCCUCAGUUUAGACUGCGAGACAUUUUUGACGAGCAAAAAGAGGAGCAGAGAUUCGACAAAUGAAAGUCAAAAUUCAGACUCAUCGUCGGAUAGUGAAAAAGAAGAAGAAGAAAACGAAAGAUCAACGGCUCUGAAAUAUGCGGGGAGUUUGUUUCAAAGCGCUCUUUACUCCAUUACUGACAUGGAAAGGUUUCAGCCGAAGAGAAAAAAAUCGAAACUGAUUCACCGAACAUAUAGAAUAUUGGGAUUAAAGAGUACGACUCCAGAGGAAUUGUACUCUAGAAAGAUCGAUAUCGAAGAAUACGGCGAGGCACUAGCUUUGGCAAACACUUACAACCUGGACACUGACUUGGUGUACCAAACACAGUGGCGCAAGUCUGAGUUUUCACUAAAUGCGAUUAAAAAUCAUUUGAGUAAAGUGAGCAAAAGAUCUUGGGUUCUAAACGAGUGUGUAACGCGUGUACCAGACACAAUUGAAGCAUCCCGAGAGCUUCUUAACUUCGGACUUCGAGGCGCAAAUUUAGAAACUUUAUUAGCCAUCGGUGUAAAGGACGACGGCAAGUUUACGCCUGCUGAUGUAGAGGACGAGGAUUACGACGAUUUGGAUAAAAUCGGUGCAACUUUGAGACAGAUACAGAAAGAAAAUCAAAUAUUGGAUCAAGUAAAUAUUGAGAAGUUGACUGAGGGUCAGAAGGAAAUGGUAAAGUACAGACGAAAGCUUCUAGACCAUCUGGAUAAAUUGCAAACUUAUGAAAUAAUAUUAGAAGCUCCCUCGAUGUAUAAUAAAAAUUUUUAUGAAGAAUUCCGAAAACUGAGCACUCUACAAAAUGCUAUUAGAUUUGCAAAAGACAGUAAUUACCGGGCUGUGGAUAUCAUGUUCACUUAUCACAGUGCUAAAAUACUGCCGCACUGGCUUGCCGUUAUAAGUUUCUUUCCCGAGACUCUCAAACCAACGGAUUACGAAAAACUUUUACCAGAAUGCGACAACGAAGGCCAACUAUUCUUACCAGACCAGCUAGAGUUGCGCCAAAAAGAUUGGUCGGAAAAAAAUGAAUUCAGCAAGGCGCUGGGCCUGUCCGAUGACGACGGCUCUGAAUUAAUUUAUGACUGUGACCCAGCAUUGAGAGCUUAUAGGAAUGUGCCACUCACCCAAGAACUGCUUAAUAAAUGGUACAAAUCUCGCGCAUAUCAAAUAGAGAGAAACAGCUACAUGGUGGACAAUGCUUUGAGUCUGAUAAGGAUUGGCAAAUCUCGGAAUAUCAAAGGCUUGGAGAAUUUCAUAUUCGAAUUAGAGACGCUGGAUGAUUUGAUAUACAAGGUAAACAUGGAGGACAUGUCUCUAGCCCGAUUGGAGAAACUUUCAGACCUCGACAAGAUAAGACUAUUGAUGAGCAAAUCUGAUGAGAAAAAUUUUGUAGAUAACAUUAAAAACCUCGUCAUUCCUUAUAUCCAUAGAAAAGAGAGGCUCUCGCCUCAAGGAUGUUCUCAUCAGCAGCUAUUACAUGAUUACUUAGUGUCCUUGAGCGAAGACGACUUAACGUUGCCAGUGAAAUUCUUUGAACAUUUAAAACAGACACAGAAUACAGAGAUAAUCAGAGAUUUAGAAGCUAUUAUGAAACUGGCAUUAGAUUGCAUUUACUCUUGCAAAGAUUUGAAGAUGUAUGAAAAGGCCAAGUGUAUAUUUGAAUGCAUUCCGUUCAGUCAGGAAAACGCGGAAUCUGGAGAGAUCUAUCGGCCGAUCGAAGAACUCGAACAGGAACUCGAGUGCUUGAGAGUGCUAAGCGAAUACAAUGUAAAAACUACACUAAAAUACAUUCAAGAGAACAAAAGUAAUCGUGAGACUGUUAAAAUGCUGCUCACUCAAAUGGCAAGAUACGUAAACGCGUUACCACCAAAUGAAAACUUGUGGCCUCAAUUAUUAAACGAUAUACUUCAACUUCACGAAACAACGUUUUCCUGUCUCGACAUCGAAGUAUGUUUCGAAAUAUGUGUCUCAGCUCGUUUAAGUUCUGGAGAGAAGACGACCAUUCAGAAUUGCACGAGUCUCAUAGAGACUAAGAAAUCUGAAAAAUCUAUGCUCAAAGUGCCUUAUGAUAAAGCAGUGGGAUUGGUAUUGCAAGCAAGUACCGAGUACUUCAAUAGCUCGAAAAGCUUGACAGAUAGUAGCAUGGAACUAGCAAAGGCAUGUCUCUACCUCAUAGAGGACGACAAUCCGGAAAUAAAAGAGGAAUACGAGCUCAUAAGUUCGCUACAAAUUUUGAACGACUUCAACGUAAACGUAUUGCCACUUCAAGUCAGACUAAGCCAAGAUAGGAUUAAGUUAAUCGAAAGCUGUUUGAACAGUCAGGAAGACGCCUACAAAAGUACCCAGAGAUUGCUUAACCUGGCGAGGUACUUGAGGAUCGAGAAAUACAACUCUAGAAACAGGGAUGGCAAAGUCUUGGAACUUGUCGCGCAAAAGGCUUAUGAGGUGAAAGAUUACAGUGCUUGUGCGACUAUUUGCCAGCAGCUUAUAGACCACAAUAGCUCAUCAGCAUGGAAGAUAAUUUUUGAUUUGGGUAAUGACGACGAAUAUCAAGACUUCAAGUUCAGGCAAAAGUGCCUGUCCUUCGCUAUGAACUGUGGUCCAACUGAUUUGUUAGAGACUAUAUUGCAACGGAUGCAUUUAAUCGAGAUACAAAUACUCCACAAAGAUCUGCAGAACUUAUUGCCUUCCGAAGUUUCUGAUACAAUGGCUGACAGUGACGAUGAAUUUACAGAUGCAAUGACUACACCUCAAGUCGAGUCCAAGGAGUUUGUAGUGCCAAACAUUAUAGGGACGUCGACCGAAAUGGUAAUCAGCUCAGCUGAGCUGGUGAAAAAGUCGACGUACUCAUUGCUGAAGAACGUGGGAAAUAGAAAUUUCUGGAAAAACACCCUAAACUUGAAUUUUGUCAGACAAAGCAGCGACUCGUGCGAAGGAGACGAUCAAAUACUAAAGUUAGACGCCGUAGAGAAGAACCCUCAGAGUUUUUCUUGCUUUUACGAAAGUUUGCAUAGGGAUUGCUCGAUCAGCAAUUUAGAUACUAAUUACACAAAAUACUCGCUACCGGAUAUAAAAAAUAAUAAAUUCAAAUUAUGCCAAAACCUAGUUAGGGUUGCCCUACUUGGAGAAUGCGCCAGCUACGGAUUUGAAAUUAGCAGCAUUGACCAUCUAUUCGUCGAGUGUGCUCGUCAUGUCUUCACGGAAGACUGUUUGCUGGGUAUUUCAUACCUGUUGAGUCUUAGCAGCAGUGAUAAUGAUUUUGUCAAACCAGCCUUUGACGACAUACCAGACGCAGAUCUGCGACUGCAGUUAGCUGCCUAUUUCUACUCCCUAGAACUGUACAAGAAACUGGAGCCAGACAAGGUGGGCUACUAUUAUGAUCCGUUAGAGUUGAUAUCGAGGAUGACAAAAGCUGCUGCUAACAUGCAAGACUGUCCGAUAGCUGAAGGGCUGACCUACUGGUCUUCGUGCUUGUUAAAUGCCAAAGAUUGCAAAGCUGAAGACGAAUUAGCUGACUUGGAGGAUGGGCAAAACGGGACAGAUAAUUCGAAUCCUAUUCAUGAGCCGGAAAGACAUGAAGAGAAAAAUGGUGCACAACUUGAGGCGUUCUCUCAGUCGCAAUCUUUGAACAAAAAAUCUUGUGACAAAUUUUCCAUCGAAGUCUCAUCCUUUGAAUCGAACGAGGAAGAAACGGGCUGGGAUGAUGACUGGGGUGAUUUUUCGGACCAAAGUGACGAGGACAAGAAAAGCCCACUUGAAAAAUCGGAACUGCAUGAAUCAGUGACUCCUGAUACUGAAAUGACGGAAGGAGAUCGAUUUGCACAAUUUGAAAAUUUGAUUUGCCAGAUUAGUGGCAAAGACGAAUACUUCAGAAUAAAAGAGAAACUAAUCUCGUGGCCUAAAUUUGAAAACCCCGAAUUUACCACCGUGGAUAAGCAUCCGACGUUAAGAUUAAUCGAUUUAACUAAAGUACUUAUUACGGAAGAAAAUGAUUGUUCUGCUAGUCAGAGGCUGGUAGAAUGUAAGGAAAUUAUGGCCCAUCAAAUUGUGUCUGAAACGGUACUGAGAGAAUAUUUGAGUAAGACACACGUCUCCUCAGAUUUGGAACUGAAAAUUUAUCUACAUUUAUGCUCGAAUCAGAAAUCCCUCCACGAAGAAGCGGUACAAAUUAUAAAAGAGAAAUAUCAGGACAUGAAACUAUCGUCACCGAUACUUCAAGAGUUAUUCUUCAAAAAUCUUACCGGAUCAUUUCAUCCAAAUCACAUAGUUUAUAAGUUAAUUCUCGAUGAAGUAAUUGACAAUUUCGACUUGAUUGACAUUGAAGAGAAUUUAAAAAUUUUGAGCGACGUAUUAGUCGUACAACGAUGUCUACCGCAAGCAGCUGCCCUGAGGAAUUUUAUUAAUGGUUUACCUCGGGCAUUGCAGACGUUUGAUGCCGGGCUCGGUAUGUUAUUCAUGAAAUAAAUUGAAUUUUUACACAUGCUACCUUAAGCGAUACGGUGGUGUCAUUGUUGUAAAUAUAAAUGUUAUUUAUACAGUGAA